AGGAAACGAGCCCCUUAUAGCUAAGAAGACAAUAUUCAUUUCAUCACUGCGUGUGUUUUCUCUUUCUACUGCUACUACUAGUCUCCUCCACUUUUCUUUUUUCUAUCUUUCUUUCUUCUAUAAUAAUAUUCCUUUUUAUGCGUUGAACGCUGCGCGUGUGUGUACAACUUGAAUUGAUCGGAUUAUUGUAAGUUGGAACAGUGAAUUUACAAAGUCAAGCCCCUCUUUGAUCAAGGGUUAUGGAGAGUGAAGUUUGACUAUGCAAAUCCUCAUGCAGAAUAAAUAAGCUAGACAGGAAGCUUUUGUGCUGCAGUAGCUUUAUCAGAGAAAAUGUUGGAGGCUCCUAAGUUUGCAGGACUUAUAGACUUAAAUGAGAACCAUGAUAACUAUGGCAUCACUCAAAACUUUUACCAUAAGCUUGGUGAGGGGUCAAACAUGUCAAUCGACAGUUAUGGGAGUUUGCAGAUGAGCGAUGGUGGAGGUUCCGUUGCGAUGUCAAUGGAUAACAGCAGUGUUGGAUCAAAUGGCUCCCACACUCGUAUUUUAAACCACCAGGGCCUCAAGCGUGUCCGCAACUAUUCUGUGGUAGGUAGUGUAAACAGGGGGAGAGUUUCUCAAGGGUUGAGUGAUGAUGCCCUAGCUCAAGCUUUGAUGGAUCCUCGAUCUCCUACUGACGGGCUUGAGAAUUAUGAUGAGUGGACGAUUGAUUUGAGGAAGCUGAACAUGGGUCCAGCUUUUGCUCAAGGUGCUUUUGGGAAACUCUACAAGGGAUCAUACAAUGGUGAGGAUGUUGCAAUCAAGCUUCUAGAGAAGCCAGAAAACGAUCUCGAGAGGGCUCACUUGAUGGAGCAGGCAUUUCAGCAGGAAGUCAUGAUGUUGGCAAGGUUGAAACAUCCAAAUAUAGUGCGUUUUAUUGGUGCAUGCCGUAAACCAAUGGUCUGGUGUAUUGUGACUGAAUAUGCAAAAGGGGGAUCAGUGCGUCAGUUUCUGGCCAGGCGACAAAAUCGAUCUGUGCCCUUGAAGUUAGCAGUGAAACAGGCUUUAGACGUGGCAAGGGGAAUGGAAUAUGUACAUGACCUGAAUCUGAUACACCGUGACCUGAAAUCUGACAAUCUACUGAUUGCUGCGGACAAGUCAAUCAAGAUUGCGGAUUUUGGGGUUGCUCGUAUUGAGGUGCAGACUGAAGGAAUGACACCAGAGACUGGAACAUAUCGCUGGAUGGCUCCGGAGAUGAUCCAGCAUCGGCCUUACACCCACAAAGUUGAUGUUUAUAGUUUUGGCAUCGUUUUGUGGGAGCUGAUAACAGGUAUGCUUCCGUUCCAGAAAAUGACCGCUGUGCAGGCAGCUUUUGCUGUAGUCAACAAAGGUGUUCGUCCAGCAAUACCCAAUGAUUGUUUGCCUGUUCUAAGUGAGAUCAUGACCCGCUGCUGGGAUGCUAACCCUGAUAAUAGGCCACCAUUCUCUCAGGUGGUCAGAAUGCUUGAGAUCGCGGAAACAGAGAUCAUGACAACCGUCAGAAAGGCCCGUUUUAGGUGCUGCAUAAGUCAACCUAUGACUACUGAUUAAUGUGGAAGCAGUAAAAGCAGGGGUAAAAAAUUUGAAGAAGCCAAAACAAUAGAUGAUUUUAACUCCUCUACGUGUAUCUCUAUCAAGCAUAAUUUCUUUGUUCAGAUAGAAAAGGGAGCAAGUUAUGAGUACUAUUUGUUUCUUUGCUGUAUCUCUUUUUGUUCUCUUUGGAUUUAAGAUGCUGAUUAGUAGUAAUAGAGAGGGCUGAUGUGUAUUUAUACCUGUCCUUUUAUGGAAUUGUUAGACCCUACACUUUGUUGUUGUAAGUUUGAUCAAAAUAUAUAGUGUCCUGAUGAUCUUACUUUCUGA
Molecule: messenger RNA, 1875 nt
Organism: Lycium ferocissimum
Lineage: Eukaryota; Viridiplantae; Streptophyta; Magnoliopsida; Solanales; Solanaceae
Product: serine/threonine-protein kinase STY13-like
Exons: 3
Coding region: 331-1566 (411 amino acids)
Biological process (GO): protein phosphorylation
Molecular function (GO): protein kinase activity; ATP binding
Source: RefSeq, a predicted model, not a curated record